AUGUUUUCGGAUGAUUUCUAUAGAUAUGCUGUGUUGACACCUAAUUUAAAUGUAGUUAAUACAAGAACACGAUGGUAUCAACAACGAAAAAUCGCUUUAGUUUUAAUUCUUAUAGUAUCUCCUGUGGUAUUAUUCUUCAUAUUGUACGGCGUAUUGUUCGGUUUCCAUCGAAGCAUAAUUUAUCCCAAAACAGCAUCUAAAGUGCUCUCGGAGAAUCUUCAUCGAGCCAUCACGUACAGCUUGAGCAUACCCAACGGUACCUACGAUCCCUCUAUUCACUUUAAAGUACCCAAAAAGAUACAAAUAACGAAAUACAAAUUGGUUUGUUACUAUAGUUUGCCGGACGAUCAGGGUUCUUUGCAAAUCGAUCACCUAGAUCCGCAUUUGUGUACACAUAUCAAUGUAGCAUUUGGUAGAGUAGUAAAUAAUUCGUUAUAUCUAACUGAUUAUAACAAGGAGUGUUUGAAAAAAAUCGUUAAAUUGAAGCAGGUCAACAAUGAUUUGAAGGUGCUAGUGAGCGUAGGUGGAGCCGGUGAUGUUGAAAAUGGUUUUCCGGAGAUGGUUUUGAACCAUACGAAUAGAAAAACUUUCAUAAAAUCGGUGGUGUCCUACGUGAGGGAGUUCAAUAUAGACGGGAUCGAUUUGGACUGGGAGUUUCCUAACGUGAACAACACGGAAGACAAACGGCAGAAAGUGCAUUUCACGCAACUGUUGGAGGAAAUCAGGAAAAGCAUUAAUAGACAAAAGAACCAGCAGUAUCUUUUAACCGUAGCCGUGGCUGCUCCGUUGACGCUCAUCGCGCAAAGCUACGAUGUGGCUUAUAUGAACGAUUACGUGGACUUCGUGAAUUUGAUGUCGUACGAUUACCAUUUCUACACGAAAUGGACCCCUUUCACUGGAUUCAACAGCCCACUGUACGCCUCCGAUAACGAAGUAUUCAUAUUCGGUACUUUGAACGUCAAUUAUUCAGCUAACGUUUGGUACAACCUCGGAAUGGAUCGAUCGAAGAUUAUCGUAGGGCUCCCCAUUUACGGCCAUACAUUCAGAUUAACGAACCCCAAAAACAACGGACUGUACGCCCCGGCUUCGGGUUACGGCCGAUUAGGCUCGUUGGGCUUCGCCGAUUACCCGGACAUUUGCAAGUUCCUGGCCCUCAAUCAAAUUUCCCCCGUAUUCGACAUGGAGACGAAGAGCCCUUACGCCUCCAAGUUCUACGAGUGGGUGUCCUUCGAGAACACGCAGAGCCUCACCUACAAAGCGGAGUACAUAAGAGACCAGCAAUUCGGCGGGGCCAUGGUGUGGAGCCUUAACGCGGACGAUUACAAGCUUCAUUGUCAGGCAGAGGGCGCUGUUAAAGGGAAGUUUCCUUUGGUGAAUAGCAUCAGAAACGUGCUAUUUGGAUCUUAA
Phyllotreta striolata is the source of this 1407-nucleotide messenger RNA. NCBI's taxonomy places the organism in Eukaryota, Metazoa, Arthropoda, Insecta, Coleoptera, Chrysomelidae. The record is from the annotation of a GenBank genome assembly.